AUGGUCAGGAGGGGGGCCCUCUCCCUACUAGUAUUCAUCACGUUCUCUUUGGUUGUGAUUUUCCGGACUCGCUUGAUAGCCAGCGUCAACCCCUGUGUGCAGGUGACUCCAGGCAUCACUUACGUUUGCAUGGAGCUGAACCUCAAAGGAAUUCCAUCUGAAAUCCCAAACUCUACCCAAAACCUGGAUCUGAGCUUCAACCCACUGGAAGUCCUGUACUCAAAUUACUUCUCAUUGGUUCCUGCAUUGAGGUUUCUGGAUAUUACAAGGUGCCACAUCACAAAAAUCGAAGACGAUGCUUUCGCUGGACUCCAUAGCCUUUCUGUCUUGCUUCUGACCGGCAAUCCUCUCCAGUUCUUGGCUCCAAGAGCAUUUCAGGAUUUGACAUCUCUGCAAAGACUGGUCCUUGUAGAAACCAACCUCUUCUUACUGGACAGUUUACCCAUUGGACAUUUAAUGUCUCUUCAAGAGCUAAAUUUGAGCAAUAACUACAUAGAUUCCUUAAAACUUCCCAAAUAUUUCUCCCAACUUAUACAUCUUAAACGUUUGAUUCUCCAAUCAAAUAAGAUCUCCUCAAUCUCGAGUGGAGACCUGGAUGCCUUGCCAACGCACAACCUCACACUUGUGCUGUGUAGAAAUAACAUAAAAUAUAUCCAGCCGAGGUCUUUUAAAAGAGUUUACCUACAGGAACUGUCCCUGAGAUCCAGUUUUGAGGAUAACGCUGUCAUGCAGGUUGGUCUCCUUAACUUGACUGGCUUACAUGUUAACAGUUUAGUGUUGGGCGGACACAGGAACCUUAGGAAAGCAGAGUCCUUUAACAAGAAUCUCUUGGAUGGUCUCUGUCACAUGGAGCUCCAGAAAAUAACUCUCAUCUGCACUGGAGAUGCUUUUGGCAGAACAGAUAGUCUUUCUGCCUGUUUGAACAACAUCUCCACUGUACGGUUCAUGCACACCUACCUUAAGACUGUAUACUUCCCUAAAAAUAACAACAUACGCCAUCUUGAAUGCAAAGAUAUUCGGUUUUACCAUGUGCCUUUUGAGAAUCUGGCUUCCUUGACAGAGCUAAGAGUGCUCCGCAUUACUGAUACCAAUACACUCGUUGAAUUUAAUUUGCGCUCAGAGGUGAAUUGGACUUUAAAGAAUCUCGAGACCCUAGAUCUCAGUGAUAACAACCUUUAUAUAGAUCUUCGCUGGCUAUGUCUCAAGGAACGGUUUUCAAACUUGAUGGUUUUGAACCUCAGCUUCAAUUCACUCAUCACAUUGUCAACAGAGGUCUUUGGCCCAACCAAACUGAAAUAUUUGGAUUUACAACAUUCUAGACUAAUAGGUCCAGGAAGGCUCCCGACGUUUCUGUGCCUUAAGACUCUCAUUUACCUUGAUAUAUCCUACACCAGCAUUGUUAUUACCAUGGAAUGUUCAUUUUGUGGCUUGGACAGCCUGGAAGUAUUGAAAAUGGCUGGCAACUCUUUUAAGGACAAUCAGUUGGCUAAUGCCUUCACAAAUGUCACUAAGCUGAAAAUCUUGGACAUUUCCUAUUGCCAACUGCAGCAUGUGUCUCUUAGUAGUUUUGACCUGCUCCAUGACCUUCGUGAACUGAACAUCAGCAACAACAAGCUCCUGGAUUUCUACCCAGAGUCCUAUAUGCACUUACAGGCCCUCACUAUCCUGGAUUUCCAUAGCAACCAAUUGAUUACCUUGACCAAGAAGCACCUAGAGAACUUGCCGAGUGGCUUGAAGAAACUGGACCUUUCUCAAAACCUUUUUGACUGUUCCUGUGAUCGUUUGUACUUCCUGCGGUGGGGCCAAGAACACAAAGACCUCUUUAUAAAUGCAGAGAUGAUGAAGUGUCACAGCCCCUCACACUUAAAAGGUACCCAGCUGAUGCAUUUUGACGAAUCUACUUGCCAAGUCAGUGUAACCACAGUGGCAGUUUCAGUGAGCAUUUCUGUGAUUGUGGCCUUGUCUUUGAUUCUAGUUUAUAAGUUCUACUUCCACUUAUAUUAUAUGAUACUGUUGCUCAGUGGAGGCCAUUCCACUACCGAUCACAGCAAAAUCUACGAUGCUUUUGUCAUCUACUCUGGGGAGGACCAAGUGUGGGUGAAGCAAGAGCUGGAGGAUACACUAGAAUCAGGAGUGCCACGCUUCCGCCUCUGCCUCCACUAUCGAGACUUCAGACCUGGUGUGCCUAUCAUAACCAAUAUUAUCAAAGAAGGCUUCCAGAGCAGUCGGAAAGUCAUUGCUGUGGUCUCCACCCACUUCCUGGAGAGUCGUUGGUGUAACUUUGAACUUGAAGUUGCUCAGUCUUGGCAGCUACUGGACAGCAAAGCCAGCCUCAUCUUUGUUAUCCUAGAGGGUGUAGACAGAGCCGCUCUACGACAGAAGCUGGGGUUGUUCCGGUACUUGCGGAGAAAUGCCUACUUGGUAUGGAAGGACAGGGAAGUCAAACGGCAUGUUUUCUUGAGGCAGCUGAAGUCAGCUUUGCUUGAGGGCAAAACAUGGACCGAGGACGAGCUGAAAGCCAUGUUGACGAACUAGGUCCAUGUCUCCUUUUUCUGCUUCUCUGAGCCAAUCCAAAGAUCAUGGUUGAUAGUGAACUUUCACUAUAGUGAUAUUUCUGAACCUGGAAGAAUUCUGUUUAGGCCAGAAUGUGGGUGGAGGAAGAAGGAAAUACCCUCAUAUAAAGGCCUGUCCUUUUUUGAGGGUUCUUGUUCACCAGUUAGCAAACAGACAAGACAUAGAUCAGAUACAUCAAAGACCUUGACUGGAUACCUGAUUAAGAGGUUGGAGCAUCUUUCUUAAGAUGAAAGGACAAGGAGUUUGGGCUUUUCAGUGCAGAAAAAGACCACUAAAGGGGAGACGUGUUAGAGAUUAGUGUCACCAGAUGCUCGCUAGGAGAUCCCAUGCUGGUGCUCACUGAAGCAGAAGGGGGACAGGUGGAGGGGAGUGAUAUUACUUCUGGUUAGCAGCUUAGAAGUGAUAUCACUGCAUUGCACAAUGAUUCGGAAAUUCCCUCAAUCUCUAUAGUUGUUAUGGCCAGAAGUAACAUAGCAGCAUCACAUUAUGCUGUUUUACUAGCUCUCCCUACCACCACCACCCCCAGUCUUCCACUGGCUGCCAUGUUUGGGUUGGCAGAACUCGUAGAGAUUUAUAAAAUUAUGUGCGGGAUAGCAAACGUGGCUAGAAAGAACUAUUUCUCCCUCUCCCAUAAUACUAGAACUCAGGGGCACCCAAUGAAGUUGAUGGGCAACAGAUUCAGAAGGGACAAAAGGAAGUACUUAUUUACUUAACAAACAAUAAAAUUGUGGAAUUCA
Eublepharis macularius is the source of this 3311-nucleotide messenger RNA. RefSeq names its product toll like receptor 4 (gene TLR4). NCBI's taxonomy places the organism in Eukaryota, Metazoa, Chordata, Lepidosauria, Squamata, Eublepharidae. The record is from RefSeq and is a predicted model, not a curated record. The transcript has 3 exons. Bases 1 to 2535 code for a protein of 844 amino acids. Gene Ontology annotation, biological process: immune response; toll-like receptor signaling pathway; inflammatory response. Gene Ontology annotation, molecular function: protein binding; lipopolysaccharide immune receptor activity; transmembrane signaling receptor activity. Gene Ontology annotation, cellular component: membrane.